Molecule: messenger RNA, 2617 nt
Organism: Chanos chanos (milkfish)
Lineage: Eukaryota; Metazoa; Chordata; Actinopteri; Gonorynchiformes; Chanidae
Gene: cpn1
Product: carboxypeptidase N, polypeptide 1
Exons: 9
Coding region: 128-1480 (450 amino acids)
Biological process (GO): peptide metabolic process; protein processing
Molecular function (GO): zinc ion binding; metallocarboxypeptidase activity
Source: RefSeq, a predicted model, not a curated record
GUGUGGAUGUCCAGAGGGAGGAGACAGAUCUGUGGAGUCAGGCAGUAGGCAAACAGAGGGAAAAAUAGAGAGGAGAGGAGGAGAGAGAGCGAGGAAAGCAGUGCUCUGUUGGGGAGCACAUCGGAUCAUGCGGUCAGGCAGCUCUCUGGUUUGUAUAGGGGCACUGCUCCUGGGGCUCUGGGCCUCAAUGGCUAAGACCUCAGACUUUAAGCACCAUGGCUAUGAAGAGAUGGUUCGUGCUCUGUUUGCGGUACAGAGUGAAUGCCCCUAUAUCACCCGCAUCUACAGCAUUGGGCGCAGUGUGGAGGGACGCCAUCUCUACGUCCUGGAAUUCACUGACAACCCUGGCAUCCAUGAAGCAUUGGAACCAGAGUUCAAGUAUGUUGGAAACAUGCACGGUAAUGAAGUUUUAGGCCGAGAGCUGCUAAUCCAGUUAUCCCAGUUCCUGUGUGAGGAGUACCGAGCAGGAAACCAGAGAAUCACCCAGCUCAUCCAUGACACACGCAUUCACAUUUUGCCCUCCAUGAAUCCAGACGGCUAUGAGGUGGCGGCUAGACAGGGCCCAGAGUUUAAUGGCUACCUGGUGGGGCGUGGGAACUCCAGGGAAGUGGACUUGAACCGGAACUUUCCAGAUCUAAAUGCCCUCAUGUACUACUAUGAGAAAAACAAUGGGAGGAACCACCACCUGCCCCUGCCAGACAACUGGGAACAACAGGUUGAACCUGAGACGUUAGCAGUCAUUAAAUGGAUGGAGAACUAUAACUUCGUCCUUUCUGCCAACCUGCAUGGAGGAGCUGUGGUGGCAAACUAUCCCUUUGAUAAAUCCAGGGAGGCGCGUGUGAGGGGAAAGACAACAUACUCAGCCACUCCAGAUGACAAGCUCUUCAGAAAGCUAGCGAAGACAUACUCCUAUGCCCACAGCUGGAUGCACAAAGGUUGGAAUUGUGGGGAUUAUUUUGAGGAGGGAAUCACUAACGGAGCUAGCUGGUAUUCCCUCUCCAAAGGCAUGCAGGACUUUAACUACCUCUACACCAACUGCUUUGAGAUUACACUGGAGCUGAGCUGUGAUAAGUUUCCACCUGCGGAUGCUCUUCCCAGAGAGUGGCUGGCCAACAGAGAGGCCUUGGUCUCUUAUCUGGAGCAGGUGCAUCAUGGGAUUAAAGGUAUGAUCUAUGAUGAGAAUAACAAUCCUAUCAAGAAUGCAGUCGUAGCAGUGGCAGGAAUAAACCAUGACAUCACUAGCGGUGUGGAUGGUGACUAUUUCCGGCUGCUUUUGCCAGGGACCUAUACAGUGACAGCCUCUGCUGCAGGAUACAUGCCCUCAACCAGCACAGUCACAGUGGGACCUGCAGAGGCUAUACAGUUACACUUCUAUUUGAAAGCUGUACCCAAAGGGACAGAGGUUAACAUGAAGAGUCAGCAUAGUAAAAAAGGUGUGUCCUCUGCCAAAGUCCCGCCAGCCAAUCUGGGCCCUCGAUGAGCAGAGAAACAUCCCAGCCACAUUUAUUCAACAUCUAGAUAUCUUUCACCCCAAACAUCCUACUAUUGUGAGGACAACAGGAAGAUGGGCAGAAGUAUGAGCCAUCCUGUCCAAAAACUCAUCUUUUGUAUUCCAGUAAAAAUCAUGUCUCAAACUUAAGUGGUUUAUGUUGAUAUCAAAAAAGUCUCUUUCAGACAGAAAUUAUUAUUUUCCAAAGCCUCUCAUAUUUAUAUGUUAGUCAUGAGUUUUUUUUGUUGUUUGCUUCUGUGACUUAAUGGGAUUUGUUUUAAACAACAGACAAAUAAAUGAACAAUUUAUUGACAUAUACACUGACUGACUGAAUUACAGCUACAGCAGUACUCAUAGCACGAUUGCGGCAGACUUACAACAAUAGUAGAAUUACAACUACAUCAGUAAUUAUAGCAGAGUUACAGCAGAAUUAAAUACAACUACAUCAGUAAUUAUAGCAGAGUUACAGCAGAAUUAAAUACAACUACAUCAGUAAUUAUAGCAGAGUUACAGCAGAAUUAAAUACAACUACACAGUAAUUAUAGCAGAGUUACAGCAGAAUUAAAUACAACUACACAGUAAUUAUAGCAGAGUUACAGCAGAAUUAAAUACAACUACACAGUAAUUAUAGCAGAGUUACAGCAGAAUUAAAUACAACUACACAGUAAUUAUAGCAGAAUUACAGCAGAAUUACUAGCACAGCAGAAUUACAACUACAGCAGUGAAACAGAAAGAAACACCUCCAUAUAACUUUGCUUUGUGAAUCUCAAACCCGUUGUUCGUCCAGCACGACAAUUUUAUCACUACCAGUUCUUCUUGUUUAAAACAUUCUCAUUAGAAUUUUGAAUCGAUAUUUUCCAACUUGAAAAUAGCACGGUUUGUAGCAACCCUGGAGUAUGCUCCACUAGAGGUCAGUAUUGUCUAGUAUUUUAAAAAGCACAAGUAUUUUCUUUAGACAAACGCUACAAAGAUUUUUAAUUUUUCCAUAUAAAUCCUUAAUUAUCAUAUGCAUUAUGUUUCAUAUUUUAACAGUUAUUUUGAAGUGAAGUUAUAAACAUGAUUGCUUUGUACUUCUAAUUGUAAAUCUGUCAUUAUGCAUUGAAUUAAAUCCUUCAGUGGUUAUAAGCA